ACGUGUAUAUAUCAUACCUACCAAUUAUCCUCCUCCAUGCAUAAAAACAAAAUGAAAGAAAACAAACAAAAUUAAGUACAUUUAUAUACUCCGUAUUAAGAUCACGCAGCUGCCCGUAUUUUGGUAGUCCUUUUUCAUUCUCCCUGCUGAUGAAUAUUUAAGGAUAUCACAAGAUAGUUAACGGCGGAGACGGACGUGGUGGCCGCCAUCAGACCACCAACUCGUAAUUUCAGGACAUUCUGUAAGGGAACAUGGGACUAGCGAUUUGGGAUGGAGGGAGUAUCUCUUAUUAUCCUUGCAUAAUCGGGGCGGUGCUUAUCAUAGCAACAACGAUGGUGACGAUGAGAUUCCAUAGGAAUCCCAAAAGACGGUUCCCACCACUUCCUCCGGGCCCAAAAGGUUGGCCUCUACUAGGAAGCCUCCCACAACUGGUGAAAGCAAAAAAAAUGAUGAUUCCGUCACGGUGGAUACUAAAACUCAUGGAUGAAAUGAAAACAGAAAUCGCUUGCAUUCGGCUCGGCUCCACUUACGUCAUCCCUGUCACGUCUCCCGAACUAGCAAACGAGUUCUUAAAGAAACAAGACAAAGUUUUCUCACUAAGGCCAACUUUCACAUCCUUAAACAUCACCAGUAAUGGAUUUAAGGGUGUCUUUUCUAUGCCCCCCAAUGACAAGUGGAAAAAAUUGAGGCGAAUUCUCGUGUCUCAUGUCUUAUCUCCCGCCGUUCAUGAUUGGCUUCAAGGUAAAAGAAUGGAGGAAGCUGAUAAUCUUGUGUGCUCCGUAUACAAUAACUCUUCAUCAGUUGUGGAUGUGAGAUCUAUCGCACGACAUUAUUGUGGAAAUGUGAUAAGGAGGAUGACGCUUGGAAAAAGAUACUUUGACAAUAAUAACAAUAUGAAUGGAAGGUCGCCUGGGCCACAAGAGGAAGAGCAGGUUGAGGCAUUGUUCACACUACUCAGCUAUACCUUCGUGUUUGGCAUUGCUGAUUACAUGCCAUGGCUUGGUGUAUUCGAUAUUGACGGCCACAUCAGCAUGCUCAAUAAAGCCUUUGAGAGUGCUAGAAAGUAUAUUGAUCCUAUUAUCGAUGAGAGGAUCUCAAUGUGGAAAAAUGGAACUAAGAGGAUCAAAGAUGACUUGGUUGAUGUUCUAAUUACACUCCAUAAUGAGGUUGAUGGAUCACCAUUGCUCACUCAUGACGAGAUUAAAGACCUAAUCUUUGUAAGUUGCAAAAAUAUACUCUCUAUCCCAAAUUAUGUGUCUUGUUUUCUUUUUUUGGGAUGUCCUAAAGAAAUGAUGAUAGCAACCGUUGAUAACCCAUCAAAUGCAUUUGAGUGGGCAUUGGCUGAAAUGCUAAAUCAACCUCAAAUCUUAGAAAAAGCUACACAAGAGUUAGACAAUGUGGUUGGGAGAGAGAGGUUUGUCCAUGAAACUGAUUUGUCUCAAUUAAACUACAUAAAGGCAUGUAUACGUGAGACAUUCCGUCUUCACCCCAUUGCCCCCUUUAAUGUCCCACAUGUUUCUUCCGAAAAUGCAAUAGUCGGUGGUUAUUUCAUUCCCAAAGGUAGUAUUAUCUUAGCCAGUCGUUAUGGGCUCGGUCGGAAUCCUAGGGUAUGGGAGGAUGAACUCAAGUUCAUUCCAGAAAGGCACCUCAAUCAAAGUCCAACCAAUGAAGUGGUUUUGACAGAUCUUGAAUCUAAGGUGCUUUCAUUCAGUACAGGAAGACGAGGGUGUGUUGGAGUUAGACUAGGCUCUCUAAUAACAACAAUGUUGUUUGCUAGGCUUCUCCAAGCUUUCACAUGGACCACUCCACCUAUUUCACCCACAAUACCCUUAGUUGAGUCGAAGCGUGACUUUUCUCUUCAGAAUCCACUCCUUGCUAUCGCGAAGCCUCGCUUGCCAAAUUCUUUGUACCGGGCUGCGUGAUGACAACUAAAAUAAACAUUUUUGUUACAAUUUGUGAUUUUAGCUUGCAAGAUUACCAAAAUAUCAAUGACACAUACUUUUUACUAUAGUUUGGUCAUAUUAUUAAGUAUUGGUCAAGAUGCUGCAUGGUGACUAUUGAUGUAAUGUAAGAUGAAUGAUCACAAAUUAAAAUAAACAUAAAC
Messenger RNA from Cuscuta epithymum, 2104 nucleotides. The record is from the annotation of a GenBank genome assembly. Lineage: Eukaryota; Viridiplantae; Streptophyta; Magnoliopsida; Solanales; Convolvulaceae.